GAGGACAAAAGUGAGGAAGAGCCAAGGGAACCCAGCCGGGGCCCCCGAAUGAGGACUCUCCAGAGCCAGGAGAACUCUCCAGAAGAGAGGCUGCCCACAGAGUGGAGCAGGCUGGGGGCAAUGGCCAGGCGGGCACUGAUGACUGUCCUGCUCCUAAGCCUGCUCCUUGCUGCUUCUGUGUUUCUGUUGUACACCUUCCAGAACUGUGGCCCGAGCUCCUGUGAGACACCCGAGUGCUGGGAACUCCGGGCUCUUUACCUGGCCUCUGGGAACAGCAAGGUGGACCCCUGCACCGACUUCUUCAGCUUUGCCUGCGGAAAGGCCAACGAGACCAGCGAUUCCGUCCAGGCCCUUGCUGAGGAGAACAAGAGGCGACUUUGGAGGAUACUGGAGGCCCAGGGCCCCUGGCACCCAGGUUCGGGGGAGGAGAAGGCCUUCCAAUUCUAUAAUUCCUGCAUGGACACACAUGCCAUUGAAGCCGCAGGGGCUGGUCCCCUCAGACAAGUUAUUGAGGAGCUUGGAGGCUGGUCCAUCUCCGGUAAUUGGACUUCCUUAGAGUUUAACCAAACUCUGACACUUCUCAUGAGUCAAUAUGGGCACUUCCCAUUCUUCAGAACCUACCUGGGACCUCAUCCUUCCUCUCCACACAAGCCAGUCAUCCAGAUAGACCAGCCAGAGUUUGAUGUUCCCCUCAAGCAAGAGCAGGAACAGAAGGUCUCUGCCCAGAUCUUUCGGGAGUACCUGAGUUACCUGAACCAGUUGGGAACCUUGCUCGGUGGGGACCCAAAGAAGGUGCAAGAACAUGCCUCCUUGUCUAUCUCCAUCACGUCACGCCUCUUUCAGUUUCUGAGGCCCCUGGAGCAGCGGCAGGCACAGGGAAAACUCUUCCAGACAGUCACUAUUGACCAACUCCAGGAAAUGGCCCCUGCCAUCGACUGGUUGUCCUGCUUGCAAGCAACAUUUGCACCGAUGCCCCUGAGCCCCUCCCAACCCCUCGUGGUCUACGACCUGGAGUAUUUGAAAGACAUGUCACAACUGGUGGAAGAGCUGGUGUUGACUCAGAGGGACUUUCUGCAGAGCUACAUGAUCUUGGGACUGGUGGGGACACUUUCUCCAGCCCUGGACAGUAAAUUCCAGGAUGCACGCAGAGAGCUGAGCCAGAAACUUCGAGAGCUGACAGAGCAACCACCUGUGUCUGCCCGCCCUCGAUGGAUGCAGUGCGUGGAGGAGACAGGCACCUUCUUCCAGCCCACCCUGGCGGCCUUAUAUGUUCGAGAGGCCUUUGACUGGAGGACCCGAAGUGCUGCCAUGGAAUUAUUCACGGCCAUCAGGGACACCCUGGUCACUCGCCUCAGACGGCUUCCCUGGAUGAAUAGGGAGACCCAGGAGGAGGCCCAGGACAAGGUCACCCAACUGCAGGUGGAGAUGGGGGCCCCAGAAUGGGUCCUGGAGCCAGAGCUGGCCAGACAAGAAUACAGUGAUAUACAGCUUGGACCUAGCUUCCUGCAGUCCGUCCUGAGCUGUGCCCGAUCCCUUCAAGCCAGAACUGUCCGGAGCUUCUUACAGCCUUUGCCCCACCACAGAUGGAAAAUGUCCCCCUGGGCUGUCAACGCUUACUACUCAAUACCUGACCAUGUGGUGGUCUUCCCAGCUGGACUCCUCCAGCCCCCAUUCUUCCACCCUGGCUACCCCAGAGCCGUGAACUUUGGCGCUGCUGGCAGCAUCAUGGCCCACGAGCUGUUGCACGUCUUCUACAAGCUCUUGCUCCCCGGGGGCUGCCCAGCCUGUGACACCCAUGCGCUGCAGAGGGAGCUGCAGUGCCUGGAGCGCCAUUAUGCUGCCUUCUCAUCUCAUGGCAGAAGCUCCUUCAAUGGUUCUGGCACAUUCCUGGAGAACGCAGCAGACGUGGGCGGGCUGGCCAUUGCACUGCAGGCAUACAACCAGAGGCUGUUCUGGCACUACGGGGAGACCACCCUGCCCAGCCUGGACCUGAGGCCCGAGCAGAUCUUCUUCCGAAGCUACGCCCAGGCCAUGUGCAGAGGGCACAGCUCCCAGGACUCCCAACGCACACACAGCCUUGGCCCCCUUCGAGUCCACGGGCCCCUCAGCAACACCCCAGCCUUUGCCAGAUAUUUCCGCUGUCCACGUGGAACCCUCCUGAACCCUUCCAGCCGCUGCCACCUCUGGUAA
Molecule: messenger RNA, 2190 nt
Organism: Propithecus coquereli (Coquerel's sifaka)
Lineage: Eukaryota; Metazoa; Chordata; Mammalia; Primates; Indriidae
Gene: KEL
Product: Kell blood group, metallo-endopeptidase
Exons: 18
Coding region: 49-2190 (713 amino acids)
Biological process (GO): protein processing
Cellular component (GO): plasma membrane
Molecular function (GO): metalloendopeptidase activity
Source: RefSeq, a predicted model, not a curated record